AUGAUCAGAUUAAACAUAUCCAAUGCACAGGAUAUAAAGCGUAUAAAGACUUUACUCGAGGAAAAUCAAUGGUUAAACAAGUCUCACAAGAUAGAGAAAAAUGAUGGGGUUUUCCACAUCUACACUACGUUGGAAACCAUUCCACAAGUACUAUCGCAUACCCAAUGGGACCGUUACGACUUGGAGGAAAAGUCUGUUCAAUCGCUAACUGCUGCUCGUGAUAACUACUGCAGUGAGAACAAUGUAGCGUACUUUGACGUUCCAAAAAGAUGGACAGCUUAUCCACCAAUGUUACUAUUAAGUGCUAAUACUGAUGAUACUUUACCCAGUGAAUUUUGCAAGUACUUGCUUCGACAUUAUCAAGCGGUGUUUGGUAACAAAGGUAUUACACAUGUUGCCUUGAAUAGACCUAUUGUGGAGUCCGAUAUUCUUAGGCGACCUACAAACUUGGUGCCAGUAUAUGGGGAUUUUGGUCCCGACAUUGGUGUCAAUGAAUCACCAACGGAAGAGGAUUUCAAUCAGGCAUUUUGGUGCCUGGCGGUACAGAAUGGUAUAUUGCAAACGUGGGCCCCAAGAUACACCAUGUUUUCAAGAGGCAACAUUAAGGAGAAGAAACGAAUCUUGGACAACUACCCAAGAUUGAAGGGAACGAUUGUGUUUGAUUUCUACUGCGGUAUUGGUUACUUUUCUCUAAGUUAUUUGCAAAAUGGAGCCAAGGUUUUAUGUUGGGAGUUGAAUCCAUGGUCAAUUGAAGGGUUCAGGCGGAGUUUGGAGCAUGGUGGUUACAAGUACAAGAUUUACCAUACGAAUGAACCCUUUGUAAUUGAUGAUGUUGCAAAAUACGAUGCGUGUAUUUUCUUAGAGAGCAAUGAAGUUAUACCUAGUAGACUUGAACAGGCGAGAGAUAACAGUAUGAACAUAAGCCACAUUAACCUAGGCUUACUACCAACUUCAAAACCAAGCUGGUCCAUAGCUAAUAAUUUGAUUGCCAAAAAGUCAAUGUCAAAUUUGCCUACACUAGUUCACGUGCAUGAAAAUGUUCACGUUGAUGAUUUUGAUAACAUGAAGAAUGAGAUAGAAUCUAAAUAUGAUAACAGCAGAGUCAUACAUAUAGAAAAGGUAAAGACGUUUGCGCCGGAUGUGUGGCACGCGGUUUUCGACGUUGUCAUUGAACAUGAAUAG
Messenger RNA from Lodderomyces margitis, 1182 nucleotides. RefSeq names its product Trm12p (gene TRM12). Gene Ontology annotation, molecular function: S-adenosylmethionine-dependent methyltransferase activity; tRNA methyltransferase activity. Gene Ontology annotation, biological process: wybutosine biosynthetic process; tRNA methylation. Lineage: Eukaryota; Fungi; Ascomycota; Pichiomycetes; Serinales; Debaryomycetaceae. The record is from RefSeq and is a predicted model, not a curated record. Gene Ontology annotation, cellular component: cytoplasm. The transcript has a single exon. The coding region runs from base 1 to 1182 and encodes 393 amino acids.